Clonostachys byssicola is the source of this 1560-nucleotide messenger RNA. The record is from the annotation of a GenBank genome assembly. NCBI's taxonomy places the organism in Eukaryota, Fungi, Ascomycota, Sordariomycetes, Hypocreales, Bionectriaceae.
AUGCAGAAUAAUUCCGGAGACCACGGCCAGCUGUUCAACGAUGAGACCGUAAUGCCGCGAGGCAUUAGACCUCCGCUGAACAACUUGGUGCAAGCCUUUCACUCGUCCUCCUUAGCAUCCUCUACUGCCCAAGCACAGCCACUUAAGCAGAGCCACCUAGAGUCUUCCGAAUGUGAUCAAGCAGCCGGUGAAUUCCAUCUCUCAAGCCGGGGGGCAUAUAACAGCUGCUUCAGAGACGUCUGGGGCCCGCGUGAGAAGCUUGCGUUGGGCACUUGGUCCGAGACAAAUCCUGACGGCCGUGUAUUGCUUAGGCUUGCCGAGAACAAUUUGGUGCACCCAGAAGUUGCUGCCUUUAUUCAGAAACAGUUCAAGAUUCUGCCACUCGAUCAUCUUACUUACAACACUGGCCCACGAGGUUCGUUUCGGCUUCGCCAUGCUCUGAGCCGCUACUUCGAGCAAGAAUUCAAUUCGUUCCUCCCCGUCACUCCGGAUGAUCUAUUCAUGACGGCGGGUUUGACCGGCGCCAUUGACUCUCUAGUCUUUGCUAUCUGCAACCCUGGAGACGGCAUCUUGGUCCCUGAGCCGUUUUACAAUGGCUUCAAGAUUGACAUCACACAUCGUUCAGAUGCACACAUCGUCGGUGUCAGCUAUGAUGAUCUCGAAGGUGACUCGUCUCUGGAAGAUGUGUUUGAUGCAGCAAUGACAAAAAAGGCGCUGAACGCUGCGCUCGUCAAGGCACAUAGCCGAGGCAUUAAACCACGAGCGGUUCUAAUUUCCAACCCACACAAUCCAUUGGGACGAUGCUAUCCUUUAGAAACCAUCCAAGCAUUCAUGACCUUUUGUAACGAGAACAACCUGCAUUUCAUCUCGGACGAGAUCUAUGCUAAGUCCGUUUUCGAGAAUCCUGCCCUCGACGCUCAAUUCACAUCAGCGCUGUCUCUCGAUUGGAAAAGUCUCAUUUCGCCCAACCAAUUCCAUGUGCUGUACAGUGCCAGCAAGGACUUCUGUGCCAACGGACUGCGUCUUGGUGUGGUGUACAGUAAAAACGAAGGCCUUUUUCGCUCCAUGUCAAGCAUUGGGGCGUUCUCGUGGACACCACAUCUAGUUCAAGACAUCUGGGCAUCCAUGUUGGAGGACGAGGGGUGGAGGACAGAGCUUCACAAGAAGAACAAGAGCUUGAUGGCCGAGAAUUACGGCGUCAUCACUGACUUUAUGCAACAGCACGACAUUCCCUACUGUGAGAUGAACGCUGGUUUGUAUCUUUGGGUGGACUGCCGACGCUUCCUUGUUCCAAUGGAACAGCGCACCCGUGCCGACUUGGGCAGUUUACGAGUGGGCGGGCCAAACGACGAUGUAUUCAAGCAGCGCGAGGCACGGUUUGUUGAUAUCUGCAUUGAAAGUGGUGUUUUAAUCUCGCCCGGCACCAUCUACCAAGCUCGCGAUUACGGCUGGUUCCGCAUCACGUUCACCGCGGUGCGACCCAUGUUGGAGGAGGGUCUUCGCCGCUUUGCCAAGGUGUUGGAAUCACAGGAGGUUUCUCAUUGGAACAAGGCCUCUUAG